AUGGGUUUCCAAACCCAAACUAGCGGAAUUGCGUGUAGAACGACAAGGUGCGUUGACCAAUCAGCGAACUGCGUGCCACAAAUGUUUCAUUUGAAACGCUUGUGCGGACCAUUUUGCUUCGAGGCUUCGAGGCUUCGACACCGAACCCUCCAGCGUGCUCAAACACUACAUGCUACCACGACGUGGCAGGAAAUCGGUGCCGUCGGCAUGACUGAUCAGAGUGAGCCUGCGGUUGCCUCUAGCGAAGCCGCUGCUGAAGAGAGUGAAGAACAACCAAUGGCCGACGUUGAAGAUCGAAAGGAUGGGGAUCCUCCCGAAAGAACGUCAACCGAGGAUAAGGGCCGCAUGGACAGCAGUGUAGUGGUGGAUCCAUCUACGGGAGAAGUGGCUGGCACAGAGGAUGAUAUCGCCGCUGAUGUGAUCCCCCCUCCUAAGCGAAAAUCCCAUCGACCAUCCUUGGAGGUGGUCAAGGUGAAGGUGGACUCCUUCUACGAUAAGGCUUCCUUCAAACAAGAGCUGCAGCACGGAGAGCUGGCCCGGAACAACAUCGCUCCUCACCACUCCUUCGGAUUGGACACAGCAAGACCAGACAACCUCAGGUACAUCGAGCCGGGCAAGGUGAUGUACGCCGCUGGUAAUACCCUGGUGAUCCUUGAGGUGUCCACCAUGAAGCGACGAGUCAUCUUCGGGCUGGACGGUGGCGGGGUGGGUUGUUUCGCUGUGCACCCGACUGGCACGCUGGUUGCGGUCGGAGACAAGGGGUCGAUGCCCAACAUCUACGUGUACGAGUACCCCAGCUUCAAAAUAGCCAAGGUGUUGCGGAAGGGAACCGAGCGAGGGUACUGCGCUAUGGACUUUACCACCACCGGAGAGAAGCUGGCUAGCGUGGGGCAGGCUCCUGACUUCAUGCUCACAGUUUGGGACUGGGUCAACGAGAAAGUCAUCCUUCAUUGCAAGGCCUUUGGACAAGAUGUUGCCAAGGUUUCGUUUUCCCCGGACGAUGAGGGCCGUUUGACCACGUCAGGCACGGGACACAUCCGCUUCUGGCGAGUAGCAAGCACGUUUACAGGCCUCAAGCUGCAGGGGGAGAUCGGCAAGUUCGGUAAGGUCGAAAUGACGGACAUCGACUGCUUCUGCCACAUGCCGGACGGGAAAGUGGUCUCCGGGGCGGAGUCGGGCUGUCUGCUGAUAUGGGAAGGGCAGUUCAUCAAGUGCCAGGUCGUGCGGCCUGGGAAGACGGGCUGCCACGACGGUCCUGUCUUGCACGUGUCCCUUGACAGAACCGACAUGCUCGUGGUCACGGCUGGUGCCGACGGGUACGUGCGCUGGUGGCCGUUCGCCGGUAUCGACAGCGCGGAUGCGGACGAUGACUCCAUGUGCUGCGAGGUUUCCCCGGUACGGGAGCUUUUCAUCGGCGAGGGCGUCAACGCGCGUUGCGUCGAGCGCGGCGGCGUUCGAGAUGACCCCAAUUCAGACCACUUCCUGGUGACAGAUGGAGCGGGGGCGCUGUGGCAGGUUCCCAUCUCGCAACCAGCGACGGCUGACUCUCCCGCCCCGGACACGAGACAGCUGGCCACUUUCCACGCCGGUGCCAUCACGGGCUUGGACACGAGUUUCCUGGAGCAGCUCGCGGCAACCUGCGGAGUUGAUGGAACGGUGCGCAUCUGGGACUUCCUCACCAAGAAGCCUCUGGAGAUGGCACGGUUCCCGCGGGCAGCGCAGUGCCUCGUGUGGGCCAACGACCACGUUGACCCCGCCGGUCACACCGUGGCGGUGGGAUUUGCGGACGGCGUGGUGAGGGUACUGGUUCGAGAUCCCCGGGGUGAAGGAGCCAGGGGCGACGCAGCGGGGGGCUUGGGGGGCAGCUCUGAUGGUGGAAACGGCUCGCUGCGACGGGCGCAGACGCUGAAGCCGCACGACAGCGGCGUGGCCGGUCUCGCGUACAGUCCGAACGGAAAGUUGCUGGCCACCGUUGGGAAGGAUUGCAAGCUUUUCUUCAUCAAGUCUUGCUUGACCGCAGAGAUGCAAGACUACGUCCCGGUUGGGUUUUACACGCUGCCGUCGACACCGACGAGCGUGUGUUGGCGGAAAGACUCGUCGAGCGUGAUCGUCACCUGCGUCGGGGGAGAAGUGGCGCAGGUCGAUCUUUCCGGCGGCCACCUCGAUGGGGUUGAUUCGAGUCAGUCGUUCGAGAUCCCCGAUAUCCCCGUCCGGUGGUACACGUUCAAGAGGCGCCCCGUGCAAUCACUGAGUGCACUCGAGCUCGAAUUGCCGGAAGAAGCGGGCGGGGAGACGGCGGCUGAUGCGUUGGAGGGGAGCGUCGAGAACGAAGACGGAGACGAAGAGGGCGAGGAGGACGCAUCGAACCAGACUCUGCCGACACCCCCCGCCUUGAAGGCGGUCUACGCCCGGGGAGGGGGAGAAAACUUCUUGCUCGCGAUGGGGGGCUGGGCUCGAGGGGCGAUUUUUGAGUGUUCCUGGGAGGAAGAGUUUCCUGUGCGCGACUUCCCCGCGGGGUACGGACCCUCAUCAACGGCCGCCAUCGGCGCGAAACCCCCGACCAUCACGACCCUACGCUACACUGGCCCCGCCGCCAAAGACGCCUCCUCCGGUGGUUCGAGCCGUGAGACUGGCGAGGACGACGCGGAGCUUUUUCUCUGCGGGUGCGACGACGGGGCGGUGACGGUGAGGCCGGCCCUCGCGGCGGGGGUGUACGCUCGGGUUCAGGCUCACGACGGGAACGCGACGGUGGCGGCGGCGGCGUGCUCGUGCGACGGCGAGUGGAUCGUCAGCGGCGACAGCGACGGGCUGUUGGCGGUGCACCGGUUGAGGAGAGAGCCGUUCGAGGCUUCAGCGUUGGAGUUGUCGGAGCGAAUGCGACACGUGACGAUUCCACCGGCGCUCAGUCCUGCGUCUUCACCAAUGGGCUCCAGGAGCAAGAAGCGCGGAAAGUCACCCGUUCGGGAACCACCGCCGGCCCCUCGCGCCGCGGAACCCCCAGAGCCGCCAGCCUUUCUGAGCGAGUACAUGGACGACGGCCAGGGGGCUGUGACGGACCUUGACGGUUUCGAACUGGUGCGGCCGGUCCCUCAAGGGUUCGGCAGUGAGGCUCCCCUGAUUGAGGAGGAGGCUGCGGACAUCACGGACGAAGCGGCGUACUCUAUCCAGGAGGACAAACUCAAGACUGAAGACGAUAACAGGCGAAAGGCGGCUGAGGCGAAAAAGGAAGGAGUUCGAGCGAUCAUACGACAGAUGCAGGCGGAGUUUGCCCGACUCGUGGAAGAGAACGCCGCCGCCCCCCCAGGAGAACGACUGUCGGAGGCGGACAUGCUCAUCGAUCCCGGGUACGAGGAAAUGUUGGAACGGCAAGGGAAAGAACUUUGCGAAGAGGUCACCCGUGAGCUCGAGUAUUCCAGAGAGGAGUCGGAACUACACCUCGUGAAGCUUCGACGACACUUCACGGACGAUGUGGAGAUGGAGUGCAUAACCAUGAAGGCGUUGCAAUGGGAUUACGAGAUCAGCAGCUUUAGGGUAGAGAAGCCCAGCGCGGGACUGCGCAAGCUCCUGGACGCGGUGCACAAGCAGAUCCGAGGCGAGGAGAGGGAGCACAUGGCCGCCGUACAGGCGGAGAUGAACGGGGACCGCACGGGAGAGGCCGGGCUGGCAUCCUCGGGAGUGAUGGGCGCGCAAGGGAGGUUACCCGCAGCCGACGGCAGCGCGCUUUCAGGCGGGGGCGGGGCGAGUGGUAGUGCAAGCUUCAGGGGGAGUGGAGACAGAGAAAGCAGGGCCGAGGAAAAGGUGUCGACAUUUGAGGCGCGCAAGGCCAAGCGGCACGCUCGCCAGGUAGCGCUUGCGAAGCUCCUCAAGGCGAAGCCCGCAGAGGAUGCCGACGAUCCCCGGGACGUUGAAGCCAUCGCACUCGCCAAUUCCAACAUGGGGGACUACAAGCUCAAGUCUUCUCCCGAUUACGAAGUGCCGGAAGAGAUGCAGCUGAACGUAGUCAAAAAGCAACGAGAGAUGGUCCUCCUCGAGGACUCGCUGCACGCCAUGAGAUCGAGGUUCAACAGCCGCUUCCUGGCCCUAAGGACGAUCAAGCAAGAGAUUCUCUCGACCGUUUCGGCGGACAACAGGCGCCUGCGGGAGAUCGAUGCCGAGCUGGGGGAGGGCGGGAACGGCGGAGGCGACCUUUGGGAGCCGGCGUUGGACCCUUCAGAGUGGCCAGAAAUGCGAGACUACGUGUCCCCGCAAGAGCUGGACGCCUACGCAGCCCUGUGCAAGUCAGCCGCCGAGGCCGAUGAAGCGAGGGGGGGGAAGGCGAUCGGCGGCGCGAACCUGCCCCCUGCUCCCCGCAGAGAGACAUUGAGCCUGAGUGAUUUGGCCGCGGCUGAGGAAGCGCGCGCUGGGUUGCAACCGGCGACGUUUGCUUCCGGAGACAACAAAGGCGUGACACAGGCCAUCACGACUACUUCUCCUGGCGAAGAUCCGGGAGCAACUACACACCCUUCGUCGGAGUCCGCCCUCACUGUCUCCUCGCCCGGAGCAACCUCGGCAGAAGCAGCGCUGAGGAUGGUGAGAGAUGUGGACGGCAUGAUCAACAAGCUCCCGGCUGCAAGGGGGUCGAAAGGCCGGACUGACGGGGAGCUGAGCGCGCUCGAGGAAGAGGAGCGCGCCGCGAGAGACAUGCUUCUGCGGCACGAAAGGCGCACUAUCCUAGAGGCCGCGGCGGAGAACGUUCUAGCCUUUGAUGAGGCCGUGUACGACCUGAGGAGAGAGAGGAUGCUCACAGCCGCGCACCUCAAGGCAGCAGAGCUCAAGUUGCUGGUUUUACGUCAGGAGCUGGAACUAUUGAACCAGUUUGACACGAAGGAUAGGGCCCUGUCAACUAAGAUGGACAAGCAGCAGCACGACAAGAAGGAGGUCGUCGCGGCCACUGCGGCCUCGAAGGCCAAGCUCUCGGCGACACAGGCGGAAGCAGAGGCGGGCGCUGGGCUAGAGGCUGGGGUGUUGUCGGACUUUUUGGACCUGGUGCCCGAGACGAAUCAGUUCCACGAGGUUCUCAACAAGAUAUUCCGAAAGAAGAUCAAACGGGCCAAGAAACGGCUGGCUGGGGAAGACGACGACGGCGACGUCGAGAGCGAGGAAGAAGAUUCCGACGAGGACGACUACGACGACUUCGACGACGACGAUGAGGAAGAGGUGGACGACAGCUGCCCUCCCGGCUGCGACAUGGCCCUCUACGAAAAGGUCCUAGAGCUACGGGAAAGUCGGCUGGAUCAUGAAGAAACCUUGGCUGAGCUGCAGAAGGCGACCGACGAGCACAAGCGAAACCUCGACCGCCAGGUAACAAGGCAGAGGCAGAUUGACAAGGACCUGAAGCAGACAGCCCUGGAGAUCAAGGCAGCACAGGCCGACAAGCAGACGGAACUUAAUAAGCUAGACGUGGUUGUCUCUCUCAAGCUGAAUCAACUGUACUGCAUGGAUAACGCGAUCGAGGGACAGGCGGAGGGCGGGGAGGACGGUGACAAACCCAGGCGAAGAGGCAGCGUGUCUCGCCCGAAACUUGUGGCCGACGCGGGAAUGGACUCGCACAUCCUCUUCACGAGGAUGGGCUUGGACAGGCUAAAGCGGCGCAUAUCAGAACUAGUGCAAGAAAACAAAGCGGAGAGGAACAACUUUAAGGAGUUGCACCGCGACCGAGGGCGGCUAGAGAAAGCCAGGGUGGUGAAGGAGGCGGAGAUGGAGGAGCAUCAGGCUAGGUGCAACGAGAUCCAGGUGCUCAAGUUCGGGCAGCUCAUCGACCUCGAGAUGGUGGACAAGGUGAGCUCUGGCAUGAGCCAGGAAGAGGCGCGGCGACGGGUAGAAGCCAUUGAAGACAAACACGCCACGGAGCUAGCGCGACUGGAAGAGAGAAAUCGUGAACUCAGGGGUCGCCUCUUAGAAGGCACCUACGAAAACACGAAGUUGCUCAGGGACGUGGCAGAUCUCAGCUCGAAACAAUUCACCCUCGAGAAGGAGCUAAACACGAGCGGGGGAGGUGCUGCCCUUGGAUCACGAGGGCCGACGCUCCGCAAGGAAAAAGAGGAGAGGGAUCGGCUGGCGGCCCUCGUCAAGCUCCAAGGCAGGGAACUCGACGCGAUCAAAGCCGAGAUCAAUCUACUCAGAACGCGCAAGGAGAAGACGGCACGAUUCUACGACACGAUGGAGGUGGUCAUCAGGAGCACCACUACCAACAACAACAAGGGGAGGACUUUGGGAAUGGCCAAAGUGUUGAAUCAGCAGCCGAAAAUUGAGGCGGCGAACUUCAUGUGUGAAUAUGACUCUCGGAGACAUGGUCAAUAG
Molecule: messenger RNA, 6339 nt
Organism: Ectocarpus siliculosus
Lineage: Eukaryota; Phaeophyceae; Ectocarpales; Ectocarpaceae
Source: the annotation of a GenBank genome assembly